Cherax quadricarinatus is the source of this 5498-nucleotide messenger RNA. RefSeq lists its product as uncharacterized. The record is from RefSeq and is a predicted model, not a curated record. NCBI's taxonomy places the organism in Eukaryota, Metazoa, Arthropoda, Malacostraca, Decapoda, Parastacidae. Gene Ontology annotation, cellular component: extracellular region. Gene Ontology annotation, molecular function: chitin binding.
CGCCAGCGCUGGUGAACUCUACAUACUCUCGCGUGGACCGUGCCACCGACCAGACCUGAGGAGCCACGCUGCUACUCGCAGUGCCGCGCCGGAACUAGUCGGUCAGCCUGCCCACUGGCACCACUACUACCGUCCGUUCCUCAUUCCGCCGACUGGCACCGCUGUCAGUCGUUCGUGAGCCUCCUCCUCGGUACGGCUAUUAGCCGGUCGUCAACCCGUUGUUUUUAUUUGUUCCGAUAUCAGCCGUUCGUGAACCCUCUCCUUGGUAUCGCUAUCAGCCGUUCGAUACCCGAUACACAAACCAGAGUAACGUAUUUAAUACGUUCCCAUCGCUGCACAUGCUCAUCUACGACAAUCAUCUUAGUGAAUCUUCAAAUGUUCCACUAGGGCCACUAUAAAUAAUACACUCAAGUUAUACCACAAGAAGAUUUGAAAUCGGGCAAAUCUGCUCUUAGAUAUAAUUUCUAUUAACCAUCUCUGUUUUUAAUGUGACUCAUGAAAGUGCCGAAAUUUUAAAGUGUUGGGAUUUGAAAGAAGGAUGUAUGUGGUGUUCAGUGAGGAUAAAGUGGACUAGAGAAUAUUGAUCCAUUCCUGGAGAAAGUGUACUGUGCGCUAGUGAUUUCAACAGGUUUUGGAUACCAAUCUUUAAGAGUGGAGAGAUGGUGCCCAGGUUACCCUGUCUGCUGUUAUUAGCAGGGUUGACGGUUGCAGCCUCUGGAUUGAUCAUCGGAGACGAGGGUCCUCCUGGAACACUUACGAAGAAGUCUCCCAUCUACUUUCCUGUACUACUUGACGACUUUCAGGAGUUCCCAGUGAGGCUGGGUGUGGGUAAAGAUCUGGACUCUGGGAUCAGAGAGCAGUUACCUGCGACUACCAGCAAGCCUACCACCACUACUAUCCGUCUCCCACUCAACCCUGAUGGUGUUAGCAGCCAUGUCGCCCUGGAGGUGGUGACGCAUGCGCCGGGUCCCUCCUACCUGACUGACUCCUACUACUACCUGGACGACCACACCCCACUGCCGGGCUCCACGGAGAAGCACUCUAGCGAGGAACAAGACCACGACCUGCCCGAGUUGGACCGUGAGGGCGAGGACCAGGAGCUGCAGAGUCUGACGCCUCACGCCUCUCGCUUCUUCAGCAAGAAGAAGACGUCCACUGCCCUCUUUCUCGUCGACGACAUUUCCACACCCGCCCCCAUCACGCCCAUUCAUGGCUUCAAGACGCCCAUACACGCCCCUGACUCGCCCGUACAAGCCUCUGGUUCGCCUACACGCACCCCUGGCUCGCCCACACGCACCCCUGGCUCGCCCACACGCGCCCCUGACUCUCCUACACGCACCCCUGGCUCGCCCACACGCGCCCUUGGCCCUCCCAUACACCCCCCGGCCAUAGAAACACAGGGUCCUACACGUCAAGGAGGUCAGAUCUUUGAGAGUGAAGGUCCUGGACGCACCGCGACCAGUGUAUCACCCACUCGUUCCUUCACCCGCCCACAGCCACCACCUCCCUCCCCAUCACCCAAGCCCAUCAAGCUACGACCAGCCUACACGCCCAUCCCCACGCCCGCCCCCUCUACUGUUCCCUCACGCUUCCCUGCCACUUCCAGAGCCCGCAUCAAUUACACGCCCAGUCGCGCGCCCUCCCAGGACUACGCCACGCCCAGCACCCCUAUCCGCUCCUCCACCACCAGACCUACCACUGUCAGACUUGUAUCACGAAGACCCAGUUUCGAGUCGUCCCGCUUGAGCGGCUUCAAGAAACCAUUUCAGACAACAGCAGCUCUCACGGGCGCCCGCCGCACGCCCACACCACCCACCACCACAACCAGCAGGGACUAUGGCAGACGGACAUCUCCAGGGAUAAAUUCUGGACGCCAGAGAUUGAGUGGGUCAAGUAGAGGCAGAGUAGAGGAAGCUCCGGUGUACCGCACCUCUACCACGGCGUACCGUGCACCGUCUUCACUAUAUAACGUGAGAGGAGCCAGCACCACCACCGUCACCGCACCAGCACAACCUGACUUCAUCCAGUCUGACCCUAACAUCUACGUGCCGGUGGAGUACGACGAGGAGGCCAUCCCUGGUGAGGCUGGCCUCGACUACCCUGUCUACGAUACCGUCCCAGACACUGGCUUCUCCUGUGUCGACCAGGAACACCCAGGGCUCUACGCUGAUGUCGACGCUAAGUGCCAGACGUUCCACAUCUGCCAGGAUGACGGGAGACAAGACUCGUUCUUGUGCCCCAACGGGACGGUCUUCAACCAACAGUACUUCGUCUGUGACUGGUGGUACAACUUCGCCUGCGAUCAAGCCACCAGAUUCUACUCUCUUAAUGCCUUACUCUACGUACUCCCAGACACGGGAAAGUACGCCAGAAAAUAAAUCGAAGACAUCUGUUUACAUAUAUAUAUUACAUAUAUAUAUUAUUUCUGCUCAUUUGCGAUGUGAUUAUACAUUUUAAUACACGAGGUGAUUCGUCUUGCUGCGAUUUUGUUUCUAAGUGUGAGAGAAAAUACAAGGAGAGUAAGUUAAGUAGUUCGUGUGUAUACACGAAGAGUGUUAAGUGUAGUUUCGUGUAAAUAUGAUGUUUAUAUUUUUCAUAUAUUGUAUAUAAAAUUGUAGGCUGAUGUUUUGUGCUAUUCUCCACACUACUGACUGCUUACUUGCCGUUCAUUCUCAGUGACGUAUACACUUUGGUAAUGUAUAUACAUUCUCAGUGACGUAUACACUUUGGUAAUGUAUAUACAUUCUCAGUGAUGUAUACACUUUGGUAAUGUAUAUACAUUCUCAGUGACGUAUACACUUUGGUAAUGUAUAUACAUUCUCAGUGAUGUAUACACUUUGGUAAUGUAUAUACAUUCUCAGUGAUGUAUACACUUUGGUAAUGUAUAUGCAUUCUCAGUGACGUAUACACUUUGGUAAUGUAUAUACAUUCUCAGUGAUGUAUACACUUUGGUAAUGUAUAUACAUUUUCAGUGAUGUAUACACUUUGGUAAUGUAUAUACAUUCUCAGUGAUGUAUACACUUUGAUAAUGUAUAUACAUUCUUAGUGAUGUAUACACUUUGGUAAUGUAUAUACAUUCUCAGUGAUGUAUACACUUUGAUCAUGUAUAUACAUUCUCAGUGAUGUAUACACUUUGAUAAUGUAUAUACAUUCUCAGUGAUGUAUACACUUUGGUAAUGUAUACACAUUCUCAGUGAUGUAUACACUUUGGUAAUGUAUACACAUUCUCAGUGAUGUAUACACUUUGGCAAUGUAUACACAUUCUUGGUGAUGUAUACACUUUGGUAAUGUAUACAUUUUAGUAAGAUAUACAUUAAUAAAGUGUAUUAGAGGGAAUAUGUGUACAUUCACAUGAAUGUGUAUACCUUAUGCAUUUUCAAUUACGUAUACACAUUCUUACUGAUGUGUACACAUUAUCAGCAACGUAUACACAGUAAUAUAUACACUCAAUGAUAUAUACAUAUCAAUAAUACAUACACAUUCUUAGUGAUGUAUACAUAUCCAGAUCAACGUAAGUUGUGCUAAAAAAAUGCAUGUUAUCUUAGAUGUAUAAAAACCUUGCCAUACAUGUAUAGAGAUGUGUAAUAUGUAUUAUCAGUGGUGAUAGUCAAAAUUGGAGAAUGUGAGACGUAUUGCUGUGGUUACUAGUCCGAUCUUCAACGUCUGUUUUUCCCUGUGAUUGAGAUAAUCCAAGUAUUUGUUUUCUGUCACUUGCGACUUGAUAAUAGUUCAGGGCGAACCGAAACCUCGUCUAGUUUCCAUCUGCAGUUUGUGAGGUUAGUUGUGAAUGGCUGUUAUUCCCUGAAAUCUAAGCGGUGACUUCGUACGUCAUUUACAUUGGGUCAUCCAAGACACUUGUAACUUUCUUUCGGGUCGAGUCAUCUCUUAACUGAACUUUCUUUAAUGUGUAAGACCAAUAAAAGUGCAAUGAACAUUUGUCGAUGCUAAUAACUCACAUGAAAACAGAUGCUCGGAAAAUAAUGCAGGUCUGUAUAUUUCGACCCUUAACUGGAGUCCAGUCCCGUUUUAUAUCUGCUGAGUAGGAUUCAGGUUGAAAGCCGAUGUAUUCAGAUACACUUUAUUUUCCAAGUUUCUGUCUACAAGUGGAUUACAACGUUCUGUAAUGUGUGUUAGAGGCGCCGUACAGCGCAUCGCUCUACAACAACAAUGACGUUGAGUGUGUAUUGAGAGUCACACCUCACCAAAGGCUGGGUCAGCAAAAAUCCCUUGUGAUAUUUGUGCAAAACAAUGGACACCAUUAUGGUUAUUUAACUCAGGUGGGUUAUUAACCCAGAAUAACCCAACACAACCCGAUAAUACAGCUCAUUUCCUUCAAGAGUCGCGAAAUCUUAACGGCUUUGAGGGGACUUGAGCUAGAGUUCUUCACGGCCAUGCUGGCGUGAGAUUCAUCAGUAAAAACUUGCAUUUGCGAUUACAGUGGGGCCUAUGCUAACCUCCCUAUAGCGUAUAAAUAUACCUAGUUAGUGUGUUGUAGGCAGCUGGCCCAGUGGCUUACGCACUGGCCUGGAGUUUUACGACCCACCAUGGGUUCUAACCCCACCCCCUACCGUGAUUUCCAUCAAGGUACUUUCCCAGGAUGCGACCCACAUAGUCAGGUACCGAUUUAAUGCUAAAUGAACAGGGGCCGCAGCUAUAAGGAGAUUUGUACAUACGUCUCAACUGGCAUGGGAACCAAACCCGGGCUCUGAAUGUGAGCUAAACACUUAACCGCUAAACUACAAUGGCUGACGUUUAGCGCUUUAUUUAAUUAUAAUACAAUGGCUGACAACCGAUUACCGUGUUAAGAUUAUGUUUAAUUUAUAGUUCAUUCCACUACUCUCUGCGAGUCAUUUGUUGUACCAGAGUUGCUGGCUACUGUGUCAUAAGAUCAGACUCUCAACUUCAGCUUAAGACAGGAUUUUUACUAUUGGGAUGUAUUAGUCAACUGUUAUCACCAUGAAACCAGAUUUUUUUAUAUAUUUUUCCUGGUCGAUAAAGGUGAAGACAUUCUGAGAGGAGGACACUUUAUAAUUCCUUGAUAAGUUCCUUAUCAUGUACUGCUGUCAGUGAAUACUCUUUAUUUCCGAUUUUCUGUCUUGUUCUGUGUGUGUGGACUCAAUUGUACUCACCUAAUUGUAUGUGUGGUUCACCAUUACUGUCUCCUCAGCAUCUUAGCAAGGUCGUGUUUUCUCACCUCUAGUUAAGUCUUGUUAAUAUUUAUUGUCACUCAGGGGCCACAAUCUGAGCUCUCCUGGAUAAAGAAUUACUGGCUUACUGGUUGGUAAUCACCCAUCUCUCUCUCUCUCUCUCUCUCUCGGUUGUUUACACACAUUGCUGUCUUGACUUCCUCUUUCGUUCAUUCUCUCUCGUGUAACAUGUCUCCAGGCGUCUUCCGUAGAUCAAACUGUUUCUUCUCUGAUAUUAGGUGUAUAAACACCACUUGCCAGUGUUAUGAAGGAUUACCCUUACAUAAUAUUUACUUGUAUAUAAAACAAAAA